CUCUUAUAGACAGUACGGCGGCUCCGGGCGUCGCGUCUACGCGGGGGAUUACAGUAACCCGGUUGUCAGUGAUGAGUCAGAGUGCGUGGUGCUGAUGCUGCUGCCAUUUCAUCACCUCUGUGGGCGCAGCAUCCAUCCCUCAGCUCUCCCUGCGCCUGGGCCUACCUCCCCUCGGGCUCCCAGGCAAGCGAUGCCCUCGCGACGGAUCUAGAUCCGGACUGAGCCACGCUCCGCGAGACCUCGGCGGGACGCCCACUCUCGCCGCACACGGCUUGGGCCAAGGAGACCUGCCAAGCCCCGGCCAUGGAAGCCAUCUGGCUGUACCAGUUCCGGCUCAUUGUCAUCGGGGAUUCCACGGUGGGCAAGUCCUGUCUGAUCCGCCGCUUCACCGAGGGCCGCUUUGCCCAGGUUUCGGACCCCACCGUGGGGGUGGAUUUUUUCUCCCGUCUGGUGGAGAUCGAGCCAGGAAAACGCAUCAAGCUCCAGAUCUGGGAUACCGCGGGUCAAGAGAGGUUCAGAUCCAUCACUCGCGCCUACUACAGGAACUCAGUAGGUGGUCUUCUCUUAUUUGACAUCACCAACCGCAGGUCCUUCCAGAAUGUCCAUGAGUGGUUAGAAGAAACCAAAGUACACGUUCAGCCCUAUCAAAUUGUAUUUGUUCUGGUAGGUCACAAGUGUGACCUGGAUACACAGAGGCAAGUGACUCGCCACGAGGCAGAGAAACUGGCUGCUGCGUAUGGCAUGAAGUACAUUGAAACAUCGGCCCGUGAUGCCAUUAAUGUGGAGAAAGCCUUCACAGACCUGACAAGAGACAUAUAUGAGCUGGUUAAAAGGGGGGAUAUUACAAUCCAGGAGGGCUGGGAAGGGGUGAAGAGUGGAUUUGUACCAAAUGUGGUUCACUCCUCAGAAGAGGUUGUCAAAUCAGAGAGGAGAUGUUUGUGCUAGUCAGCCUUUUUAAUUUCCAAAACGUGCUCUCUCACCUGAACUUAAAAGUGAUGGAAAUGAAUAUGAUCCUUGUGU
Pteropus alecto (black flying fox) is the source of this 1020-nucleotide messenger RNA. It is a transcript of the gene RAB39B, whose product is annotated as RAB39B, member RAS oncogene family. The transcript is spliced from 2 exons. Gene Ontology annotation, cellular component: Golgi membrane. The record is from RefSeq and is a predicted model, not a curated record. The coding region runs from base 304 to 945 and encodes 213 amino acids. Lineage: Eukaryota; Metazoa; Chordata; Mammalia; Chiroptera; Pteropodidae. Gene Ontology annotation, molecular function: GTPase activity; GTP binding. Gene Ontology annotation, biological process: Rab protein signal transduction.